Messenger RNA from Bolinopsis microptera, 825 nucleotides. RefSeq lists its product as uncharacterized. The coding region runs from base 73 to 441 and encodes 122 amino acids. The record is from RefSeq and is a predicted model, not a curated record. The transcript is spliced from 5 exons. Lineage: Eukaryota; Metazoa; Ctenophora; Tentaculata; Lobata; Bolinopsidae.
AGAAUUAGAAAGACGACAUUGAACUAACACAUUUCCCUACUCUAGCGGAGAAGCUACAAACUCAUACCCAUAAUGGAAGGACAGCCACCAGCAGAGGGAGCAGCACCACCACCAGCACCAGCAGAAUGGGCCUCUGGUCUGCUCGGAUGUUGCGAGGACAUUGGACUCUGUGUCAUCACCUACUUUGUACCUUGCCUCACUUUCGGUCAAACAGCAGAGGCACUAGGAGAUGACUGCAUGAUGUCUGGGUUAGCCAUGCUGGUCCCACUCCUUAAUCUGUAUUGUUUGGUCACUGUCCGAGGAAGGAUAAGAGAAAAGUACGGUAUUGAAGGCAGCCUGGUUAUGGAUCUAGUAUCGGUACUCUGUUGCCCACUCUGUGCACUGGUUCAAUCUGCCAGACAGGUAAAGAUGACGCCCGGACAGGCUGUUCAGCGGGUAUAAGACAGAAAUAUCAACGAGAAAUUAAAUUUCAUAGUUGUAUCGUAUUCUAGAAUAACGAUGAUAUUAGAAUACUGGGCGGUAUUUUCGCAAUAUGGAAAAUUAGAGGAUUUUAAGCACCCCAUAACACAUAAUUAACAUAAUUAAUCGUAAUUGAAAUAAAAUGAUUUACAGCAUACAGUACUGGUCCUCCUACUUUCAAGGAGAUUAAAUACAUUAAUCUAAUACUUAGACACUACACAACAUUAACAUGAUGGUGAUUGGUGCAGCGGAACAUUUCCGAAUAUAAUCCGAAAUUACCAUUUCAAUUAAUGACUAUAAGUCUAAUAUAUUAGUUUACCAUGCGGAGGACAGUUCCUUAUAUUAAAAUGAAGAUUGUCAUUUCUU